Molecule: messenger RNA, 2177 nt
Organism: Ceraceosorus bombacis
Lineage: Eukaryota; Fungi; Basidiomycota; Exobasidiomycetes; Ceraceosorales; Ceraceosoraceae
Source: the annotation of a GenBank genome assembly
AUGGCUUUAGACGCUGCAAAUUACAGCCUUUCGUUGGUAGCCCGCCCCGGGCAAGGCGCCAUAGUGGACCUGUACCAGCUCGCAUCCAACGCAAAUCCGGCAACGUCGUCCUCAGUAGCUCUGGACUCGUCUCAUCAGCAUUCUUCAGGCUGUUCAGCUCAGUACACCUAUGAGCGAGCACGGACAGUUGCAUAUGCUGCUGAAUUGAGAGAUGCUCACACUUCGGCGGUACUCUCCAAACUAUCUACUGCGACUGCCACUCUUACGGAAAAACAGCGUAAAAUCCAGCUGUGCAAUCCGGACGAGGUGAUCAAUGUCGAUCGCAAUGCGGGCGUGUUCAACACAGAGUGGAAAUGGAUCUGGCAAGGGUGAGUGUGGUUGAGACCAGCCAUCAUACUCACGACUGCAUUUCUUGGUCGUGCAGUCCGCACAGCAUUCGUAUAUUGGCGACUCUCCCAUCUCCACUUUGAGCUGACGUUAACAUGCGCUCUGCAAUUGGUACGCAGAGAGAUAUUUUCAAUGCGGCGGGAGACUGCUUUGGGAAGUCCGUCCAGUUACAUGUGUCAAGUAGUACGCAAACCCGAUCCUCCAGUAGCGUGAGUGGACCCGCUUUCAGGAUCCUUGAUAAGACGAUUACUGCUGACUUCCGCGAGCUCGCCACGAUGACGUGAACGUAUCAGAGUAUGCAGAUACAGACCUGCAAGCAAAAGCCGGGCUGGUCAAAUUGAGCUGUACGACUAUAACUUGACGCGGCUCGAGGUGCAAGAUCGAAAAGGCCUAGAGAUCCUGCUCUUGAGUCUUCUACUCAGUCUACUAGACGCAGAAACAGAUGACAACAAUCCGAGAGCUGCAGGUGUGCCUUUUAAUCCUCCGGAAGGUGCUACAGAGAGCGGUCGACCACAGAGACCCGACGCUGAAGUGCUGUUGCCAAGCGCCCUGCCACCUGCUCCCAGAACCGAAUACCUACCUCCUGCGGGCGCAAGACCGCCCGGUGCACCUCCUGAGCUCGGAUUACAGCCGUCUCAAAACCAGCAGGCGGCUACUGCAUCCCGACCUUCAGCUCUGAAUGUCGAUCAUGGCAGGGACACUUCUGGUGGCACGUCGAUAUCGGGCCUCGCUGUGGUACCGCACACGCAAGAAAGCAACGAAAUCGACAUUGGUCCUUUUGGAGAUGUGAGUUGCUCCGGGCCCCAAAAGUACAGAGCUCUUGCAAGCAGCGCAUACACAGCAUCUUGAGUGCAGAGGCAAGGUUCGAAGAGGUGUCAGUUUAGCGUUUUUGGCCGCUGAAAGCCUCAGAAUUUCUGCUGGCAGCCAUGCUCAUCCUGCGUGCCCACUCCGUCUCUCGUGAAACAGACCCAAUCAUACGUUGCGCGCGCUUUGCAUCUUCUCAGGACGGACCAGGGCGGAUCUGCCUGUGAUCUCAUCAUACUGAGGGCAUUUACUGUGGACACGACGCCGAGAGUGGUGCAGGUCGCCGCUGGAGUCAAGGCCGCAUGGUAUCGUGAGUGCAUGUAAGACCCGUGCCGUCUCAAAUUCGAGACAUGGGAGCGCAGUCUUCGGCGUCGGCCUCGUCAGAUCCGCAGAGAUUCGCGCAUACUCUUGAAUGGUGUUUGACAAGGUUAGAUGCUUGUUGUGCCUUCUCCACCGCAGGCCUCGCACCAACUUCGAAGGGCUCGAGCAAUUCUGGAGAACUGUAUCAAUACGUCCGAGAUGCAUCAAUGGACUCACCCUCUCCGCGGCGGGGCAGCAAUCCCAAUUCGCCAACCAGAGCUCCUCGCUCACGGAUACCUCUGAACGAGCCAAUCAAGGGCCCUAGUGGGGCUACUGCUGCUCAACUGCAGUCGUAUGCUCCACCGGAGAAGCUCAUAGUGUAUCUGAGCAAGGAGAGAAUCGACGAAUUCGAACGACCUGGAGGGGCAGCGGUCGGCCUGGGGCCAGGCUCGACUGGGAGCCUACCCUCGAGCUCUCAAGCGCCUUACAUACCUCCAAAGACUGGCCAGCCCGCACCUAGCUGGUCGGCAAGUUCGAAACCACAUUUUCAACAACCGUCAAGCCCUUCCGGCAGCUCCCCGGCUCAGUCACCUGGUGCGGGCGGCAAGGAUGAGAACAAGCGGCUCUCGACAGGCGUAGGCAAGCUCUUUGGCAAGCUCGGCAGACUCAAGGGCUCGGAACAUUGA